Molecule: messenger RNA, 956 nt
Organism: Linum tenue
Lineage: Eukaryota; Viridiplantae; Streptophyta; Magnoliopsida; Malpighiales; Linaceae
Source: the annotation of a GenBank genome assembly
AAAAGCUUAGCUCCAAACAUAGAAGUAGAAGGAGAGUGAUAGUCUUCUUUCCUUUCUUCUUCUGUAUAGUUCCAUAUUUCGUCAUCAAACUCGCUACAGCACUGCAGAGUAGUGGGAGGAGAUGGGAAAGGGAAUGUGGUUUGCUGCAAUUGGUUUCCUUCUUCUCAACUUCCUGAUCGUCCACAACCAUGCGACUAUCACCGGCGAGGCGCCGGCGCCAACGCCCCAACCCAACGACGGCCUGUCCUAUGUGCAGGCUGGGACAACUGAGGGCAGCCUUCACCCGCAAGAAUGUGGAGGGCGGUGCGACUCGAGGUGCUCGAGGACGCAGUACAAGAAGCCGUGCUUGUUCUUCUGCCGGAAGUGCUGCGCCAAGUGCCUCUGCGUCCCUUCUGGGUUUUACGGCAACAAGCAAUCCUGCCCUUGCUACAACAACUGGAAAACCAAACGAGGAGGCCCAAAAUGCCCUUGAAUUUCCCCCCAUACUCUUGAUCAAAGAACAAAGGCAAAUGGGAACAUCUAAUUCAAUUUUUCUUGUAAUGGUGAAGACUGAAAGGUAGUGUGUGUGUGUGUAUUUGGAAAGGAGGUUUUUUCCAAUUGCAUUAUUGUUUUGUGUGAUGAUUGGGAUUGUAAAUGGAACAAAGCAAGAAAUUUGGGUUUGAAGAAAUUGGUCAUAUGGGCUUUCAGCCAAUACAAUUGGGCUUUCAGUUGGGGGGUAGAUAGUAGGAGCUUAGUGACGGAGGUAUGGGCUUGAGCCCAACAGCUUCCAUGUCUUGCCUCUCGGUAGCGAAUGAGUCGCGGAUCGAAUAGCUGCCCACAUGAAGCGUGAGUCGGGUCAUGUAAUAUCUCGUUGAUACGGUUUGAUGAUCAUGCAAUGUCUUGUUGAGGAUAGGGCAAAAAAGCAGUAUGAAAGUAGUACUCAUCUCACACUAUUGUAGAUGGAGUAAGAAACGCUC